Messenger RNA from Gastrolobium bilobum, 1016 nucleotides. RefSeq names its product MOB kinase activator-like 1B. The transcript has 7 exons. Gene Ontology annotation, molecular function: protein kinase activator activity. Gene Ontology annotation, cellular component: nucleus; cytoplasm. Lineage: Eukaryota; Viridiplantae; Streptophyta; Magnoliopsida; Fabales; Fabaceae. The record is from RefSeq and is a predicted model, not a curated record. Bases 113 to 760 code for a protein of 215 amino acids. Gene Ontology annotation, biological process: signal transduction; positive regulation of protein phosphorylation.
CUUCGAAAUCUAAAGUUGGAAGCUUUCCUGAGUGGAAAACAAAACACACCAAGGAACAAAGGGCUUUACAGUACGAUCGUGCUCCUCUCUCUCUCUCUCUCUCGCCCCAGUCAUGAGCCUCUUCGGUUUAGGCAGAAAUCAGAGAACGUUCCGCCCCAAAAAAAGUACUCCUUCUGGUAGUAAGGGAGCUCAGCUUAGAAAACAUAUUGAUGCCACAUUGGGUAGUGGAAAUCUAAGAGAAGCAGUAAAGCUACCUCCUGGGGAGGAUUUAAAUGAGUGGCUAGCUGUCAACACUGUUGAUUUCUUCAACCAGGUGAAUCUGCUUUAUGGUACCCUCACAGAGUUUUGUACUCCUGAGAAUUGUCGGACAAUGUCUGCAGGACCCAAGUAUGAGUAUAGAUGGGCAGAUGGUGUACAAAUUAAGAAACCUAUCGAGGUUUCUGCUCCAAAAUAUGUUGAAUAUCUAAUGGACUGGAUUGAAACACAGCUUGAUGAUGAAUCCAUAUUCCCACAGAAGCUUGGUUCACCAUUUCCUCCCAACUUUAAGGAAGUCGUGAAGACAAUAUUCAAGCGGUUGUUCCGUGUAUAUGCUCACAUAUAUCAUUCUCACUUUCAGAAAAUAGUGAGCCUCAAAGAAGAGGCCCACCUAAACACAUGCUUCAAGCAUUUUAUCCUCUUUACCUGUGAGUUUGGGCUGAUUGACAAAAAGGAACUGGCUCCCCUUCAAGAGCUUAUAGAAACCAUUAUCGUCCCAUAUUAGAUAUAUGAAUUGGGACCCACCGUACUGUGAAAUAUCUUAUCCUAGGAAGCAUAACUAAAUAUAGACUGAUUUUAAUAUUUGACUACAGAAAUCCUCGUAUUUGUUGUGUUAGAUAUGUUUGGGAACAGGAUCUAAAUUACCCUAUCAUAUAUAUGCAAUAUGGCAUCAUAGAUCCCAAUGUUCAUGGGAGUAGCCCAUGUAUGCCAAGUGAUGUUUGACGUUUUAGUAUGAAGUUGGAAGGUUGUUUCUGGAAUAA